Molecule: messenger RNA, 11002 nt
Organism: Bactrocera dorsalis (oriental fruit fly)
Lineage: Eukaryota; Metazoa; Arthropoda; Insecta; Diptera; Tephritidae
Product: sodium-dependent neutral amino acid transporter B(0)AT3
Exons: 10
Coding region: 243-2468 (741 amino acids)
Biological process (GO): sodium ion transmembrane transport
Cellular component (GO): membrane
Source: RefSeq, a predicted model, not a curated record
CCGAUUCAGUUUACAACGGAAAGUUUUAAAAGACAGUCGUGAAUCGCGGGUAAUUAUUGAUAAUAAACGGUUAAUGGAAAGUAACUUUCCUUUGCCCCAUAUUUAUGAAAUCAAAAUCUCCAAAAAGGCAUUGAAAUCUAAAAUAGUUGCGAAAAGAUAAAUAUACGACUAUACUUGUAAAUUGGGUUUAAACUACAACAUAGAAUCGCAUUAAUAAAUACUAGACUAUCGGUAUUUUGUUGAUGGCUGCAACCAAAAUUAUAGAUGCUCCAAGAAAUGGACAUGAAAUGGCGCCAUUAAAUACUCGAGCGCGGGGCGAUGGUACUCAUGGAGUAACAAUUGUUCUUACUGCUUCUCAGCGAAAUUCGGUAAGCUCAGUGGAGGUACCGGGUGGCGAGCCCGAUCGUGCAGCAUGGUCUGGAAAAAUGCAGUUUUUCCUCAGUAUAAUCGGAUAUUCUGUUGGUCUGGGAAACAUUUGGCGAUUUCCGUAUUUGUGCCAACAGAAUGGUGGAGGUGCUUUUCUAAUACCGUUCAUGGUGAUGUUGAUACUGGAAGGUGUGCCGUUGUUUUUAAUAGAACUGGGUAUUGGACAACGUAUGAGACUUGGCGCACUUGGUGUUUGGAACACUAUACACCCUUGGCUGGGUGGUAUUGGAAUAUCAUCCUGUAUCGUAACACUGUUUGUAGCCUUAUAUUAUAAUGUUAUAAUAACCUGGGUAUUCUUCUAUUUAUUCAACAGUUUUCGGUAUCCUUUACCCUGGGCUACCUGUCCUACAAAUGGCACAGUUGAAGUAGAAGAAUGUGCCCGUUCAUCAGAAACUGCGUACUUUUGGUAUAGGACAACUUUAGAUGCCGCACCAUCGAUGGAUGAACCAGGCGGCUUAAAGUGGUGGAUUGUCCUCUGUUUGUUCCUAUCUUGGACAAUCGUAUUUUUUAUUGUAAUGAAAGGCAUUCAAAGUUCCGGCAAGGUUGUGUACUUCACAUCGCUUUUCCCGUAUAUUGUGUUGACAAUUUUUUUUAUACGAGGAAUUACAUUAAGAGGUGCUAGUGCUGGUCUUAUACACAUGUAUACACCGAAAGUGGAGAAAUUGGCCGAUCCGACAGUAUGGUUGGAUGCAGCGACACAAGUUUUCUACUCUUUUGGUCUAGCUUUUGGAUCGCUCAUAGCAUUUGGAAGUUACAAUCCGCCCAAAAAUAAUUGUGUACGUGAUGUCCUUUUAGUGUCGGUGUGCAAUGCUAUCACCGCCAUAUACGCAAGCGUCGUAAUUUUUGCCAUUCUCGGAUUCAAGGCAACGGUCAAUGUGGAUCGUUGUAUCGAACUUAAUAAGGACAUCUUAAUCAAACAUGAUUUACUUCAUUACAAGAAUGCAACAUUUGAAGAAUACGAAUCAGUGAUGGCAAAAGUUAACGGUAGCGAGUCCAUCAACUUGGAACUUGAAGAAUGUAGCCUAUCAAAACAACUGGACAAUGCUGCAGAGGGCACUGGAUUAGCGUUUAUUGUUAUUACUCAGGCUAUUGUGGAGUUACCUGGUGCCCCAUUCUGGGCAGUUCUGUUCUUUACAAUGUUACUUUCUUUAGGCCUGGGAUCUCAAAUUGGCAUACUGGAGGGAAUGCUUUGUACACUUUUUGACAUUGAUAUCAUUAAACGGGUUAAGAAACAACAUGUGACAGGGGUGGUAUGUCUAUUCUGCUUCAUUGUCGGUUUCAUCUUCUGUACAGGUGCCGGUGAAUAUUGGCUCAAAAUGUUUGACUCAUUUGCGGGCACCAUUGGUUUGGUUGUGGUCGCAUUGAUGGAAACAAUUGCAGUGGUAUACGUCUACGGACACGAGAGAUUUACAGAAGAUAUUUAUCAGAUGACUGGUUACCGACCCGGUAUAUACUGGCAAUUAACUUGGCGUUAUAUUGGCCCAGUCAUUAUGGUGGCCAUUCUGGUUUCCUCCGUCGUGUUCAUGGUCAUCAAAAAUCCAACGUAUGGAGCCUGGAAUGCACAACUCGGAGCUGUUCAACAAUCUAAUUAUCCAACAUGGGUAAUGGGAGUCGCAUUAGCAAUGAUUCUUGCUGGUGUUUUGCCAAUGCCCAUUGUGUUUUUGAUGCGAAGCUUCCAAUGCCUAAAAGUGGAUCUAGACAUCCAUCAGGGCUCAAUAAGGAGAAAUGAGACUACAGCGUCGACAAAGGAAAUGAUCGAUAAUGAUGACGAUGAGGUUAUGAGUCCUGAUAUGCCUCCUCAGAACUUACUUGCAGCGACAAGGUUCACUAUUGGAGACUUUGAUGAUGACGAAGAUGAUUAUAGUGGUCCCUCCUUGGGGGGGCCCGUUAGAACACGAAGCGACUCUUCGGAUGAUGAAGAUGAUGACGACCGGCCUGUGACAAUGCGAAAUUCCAAUCUUCGCUCCAAACUGGCUGUACCAAUUCAUCUAAAUGUGCCAACAAGUAAACGCUCAUUUAAAAUGGAAGUUUUUGAUCUGUAAUAUACUUAAGUUUGGAAGUAAUUAGUAAUUAAGAUGUUAUGCUUGAUUGUUUACUUUGAACUUUAAACUAUAAUAAUUUUAAUUUGUCAUUAACUCCGAAUCUAAAUAAUUUAAUUGAAAUAAGGAUAGUUUUUUCAUUACAUGCAUAGUUAACACCAUUUAAAAUUAAAAAAUAUAUACACUAUUGACGCUCAGAGUAAAAUCAAUGUUUAAAUGUAUGAAUAUAUACAUAUAUAUGUACAUACCCCUACACUCGUGACCACGCAAAACUUAUCACACAAAAUGUUCUAGUAGUGUGCAUAUUUAACUACAUUUUAUAGGUUAUUAAUCAGCUAUAGAUAAAUCAAUUGAAAGAUAGUGAGCUUUACAAAAUGAGCUCGAAUUGUAAGGAACUGUCCAGCGAAGAAAAAAUUAUAUUUUUUAUUUUAAUUUCAUUUGCACUAUAUUUGAAAUUAAUAUUUUAUUUAAUUUUUUGAAUUGAAACACGAAGUUUAGUAGGUGCAUCACUUUAAAACAAAAAAAUCUACCGCUUUUGUAUAAGCACAGAAAAGCUAUUUUGUGUUUUACUCAUUAAACGUAAUAAAUUAAAAACUUUAAUUAUAGUUAGAUAAUAUAAUUUAGUUUACUUAUGAUUACUAAAAACAUAAAAAAGCAAAAUUGAAAAAAAGCCCGAAAGAACGAAAAAGUCCAAAAAAAAAAAUUUAAGAAAGUAUAGUAGUAAGGCUUACGUGGCCACGCGUGUAAAAGAAAUGACAAUGAAAAUAUGCAUGUGCACACAUGUAUGUCCAUAUGUAUUUAUCUAAGUCUGUGUUAAAAAAUACUUAAUUAAGUACAUACACCCUGACUCACUUGAAUAGGUACAUAUUUCAUUUUUAAGAUUCCAGCAUAUGUAUGUCUCUUCAUUUAGACAUCGCAAACGGCUCCGUUUUAGCUUGGAGCUUGGACUUGUUGAACAAGUCAAAAAAUAUGUUUUAUUUGAAUACGUUCAUAUUGUGAUGCGCUAUUGAGAAAGCUGGUCCGUUUAGGAGAAAUUAAUAAAAUUCAGGUCUUUUUAGUGAAUAUGGGACUAGCAGAUGCCAUUUCUGAUGUCGAAAAGACCAAAUUUGAAGCUUUUGCGGAUCAAAGCCUUUCUGCGCUAACGAUUGCUUCUAAAAUUAAUAGAAGUGCAAAUAUCGUUGUUUUUACGGUUCGAUGCCUUAUCAGAAAAUAUGAAAGGAAGUCAAGUCGAGUGACUUUGUAGCAAAAAUAAAAGCGAAAAGUUGUUUCCGUGCCAGUAUUUCCACUGUGAGAAGAAUAACAAAAAGUUUUCAGCAUCUGGUGCUCAAAAAACCAAAACCUAAAUGCUUAACGGAAGGAUACAAGGCUACAGUUUUGGAGCAUGUCACAUGUGUUGGAAAAAUGAAUCGAAAUCGGUCAUCAACGGUUCCGACAGAUUUAAUUUUUAUUUCGGGGUAGAUGUUCCACAAGAUUUAGGAUAGAUAGAUUUCUGACUAGAAUUUUAUUAAUUACCCUAAAUUUUAUUAAUUAUGCUAAAUACUAAAGUGAUUAAUUUGAAAACCUAUAAAACAUUUACACUUGUAAGUCAUGGAAAUUAAAAUCACAUUUUUUGAGUUAUUCAAUAAAAUACUCCAUAUAAGCAAAAUUUUGAAAGGUAUAUUAUUCAUCUUCACAACAUUUGUUCAAAAUAGAUCCAUCUUUAAAACCAAGUUAAGGCAGAGCUUCUCUUUAAAUCAAGAGAUAAAGACUCGUAUUUUAAAAAUAAAAUAUGCAAUUAUUCAAGUGGAUCGGAGUAUAUGUACAUACAUACAAACUACAAUAGUGAUUUAUUUACUAGAAAAAGUAAAUAAUAGCGGGUUUCGGUGCGCCAAGGGUUGAACUUGCGGUACAACCUUGCACUAACAUGCUUUCUGACGCAUGUGCAAUUGCUCCUUUGGCGGGGAGAACUUUAUUCCGCGUUAUAAAAGUAUUAUUUGUUAUUCGUUAUAUAGUAUACCUUUAUGUUACUAAUUAUUUACUCAUGUAUACAAACUUGUGCACUGUUAAAUAUGCACAAGUGUCGAAUACUGUUUAGACGAACUUUAUAACAAGGCUGAAAGCAGUGAGCAAAGAUAGCGACCAAUGAAAUUAUGAAUUGGAAACAGAUAUUCGGCCCUAUUCCCGUUUCCAAGUUGUUUUCGAUGUUAUCGUCGCUUCAUUCCUAAAUAUCGUAACGUCAAAGAAGAGUUAUCGAAAAUUUUAAAUUAAAAUUAAGCGUAUGACAAUGUCCAACAUCGACGCUAUAUUUAAAGUUGUUAUUUUUUGUUUUGCAGAAAAUAUUUCAACCAUUUUGUAAAUUUAAUGUCCGGUUUUACUUUACCACUAUUUCCCAUAGGUGCUCCGACUCGCUAACGGUGAAGUUCGGGGUUCUUUUGUUUUUCAUCCCUUUUCGAUAUAAAUUUCCUCUCAAAUUUAUGUAUUGUCUGUUAUAAUUUAAAUAUUUCAAACGUAUUUUUAUGGAUGAGAUUUGUAAAACAUGGGCAACAUAUGUGCAGUUUAUCAUAAUAAAAUUUUAUAAAAAUAAGCAAUGACUGUGAAACGGACUACUCAGUCUGCAGCAAUGCUAAGCGAAGACUUUAUUUGGGCACAACUUAAGUAUGGACUGUGAAACCGGGCAUAAGUAUAAUAAGACUUCUGUUGCCAUAGUUACAGAUUUAUUUUCAUUUAUUUUUAUUUUGAAUUUUAAUGAAUAAUUGUUAGGUAUUACAAUUUGAGUACCUAAAAGACAAGAAUAUAUGACACAAAACAGUAUAAUACAUAUAAUAUGUAAGUAUACGAAUUGGUGUGGGAUUUUAUUUAACGCAGUCUUAAUUAAAUCGUUUUUGUGGCAUUUUAAUAAUUUUUUCCAUAUUUUAUAUAGUAACAAAACUUUAAAUUGCAAUAACGAGAAAUUUUAAUUAAGCAAAGUAGUUAGUAACCGAACGAGAGACAGGGGCUCAAGGUUAAUUCUCAAGACAACCGGUUCUAUGUUAUUUCACUGUUAUUUCGGCGAACUAACCCUGUUUCAAUCGAUGUGUUUUUGGUUAUGAUUUCCCUCAGUAAAGCAAUUCCUAGCAACAGGGUUGCUCCGCAUCCUUCUGAUCCGUACUGGCAUUGAGUACAAUCCGAGCCCGGAAGAAUUUUGCAGCUGCGUUUGCGCUAAAAGGCUCCAUCAAAACUAAACCUCGGUUAGAAGUAAUAUAUGCAAUGGAUGGAACCAUCUUAAGACCUGCUCAGGCCUUAAGAAACAGAAGGAGUAGACCACAAGUGACCCCAUUGUGACAACUUUCUCACUCCCAGGAUUAUCCACAGACACCCAUGACAAACCCGAUUACUACAAAUCAACUGUGACAGACUCCAGAGUAAGAUCGAGGAGAUAGUUGCAUUCAUGAGCUGGGAAUGAGUUGAGUCUUGAUAGCUGCGGUCUAAAUAUCCAAAUAAAAUAGCCGCUCAGAUCUUCUAAGUUGUUCAGGUUUCAACGUUAUAUGUAAGGAUUGCGACCGAGAUACUGGUGUAGGCCUAGCCAUCAUAAUGCACAACAUCGUCGCAUCGAUGGCGACAUUCACCUCAGGGAUACUACCCUUGAAUAUCAGGCGAUAGCUGUCCGGACAGGCGAUGUCAAGCCCAAAAUAUUUAAUAUAUACAUCAUCCUGGAUAUCACCCGAAUAGAAUUAUGGUCACAUUGCUAGUGGUGGUCUGAUAAAUAGCAUAACUUGGCGACCUUUGGACUACUGUCAAGGCCUUGUCUAAUCCGAGACCCCAAAGAAGUACUCGAAAUUUUUUAGAUAUGGUUAUUGAUACUCUCAUUGAAUUUAAAUUCUAAAUGAGAAAAUUCUACACAUUCAUAUACAUAGUUACAUACUUAGAAUUAUAUAUUUUAUAUAUACGAAAAGAAAUAAAAUGCGGCUAACAAAUAUUUGAGCACUAUAAUUCAUGGUUGCAAGUUUGCUAAAAGUCGAUUUUUCCUAACGUUUUAUGAACGGCUGUCGGAAUUAUUAGAAGCUAUUCUCGCGGCUGUUGAAAAACUUUGAGAUUAUUCGAAAAUAUUCGGGGUUCGCAGAAUAGUGGUUUCCAAUAGUGGUGUAUCUAAAAAUAUCAAAUCUUGUAAAUCAAUUUUCCGCUAUUAUUAUUAACUAAUUUUUACUACAUAUGUAUGACAUAUACGAUAAUUUUCAAAUUUAAAAAAGAACAUUUUAUAUUCCGAGCUUUGGGAUACCUCUUAAGAUUAACUAUUAUUUUAUUAGAUUUUAAUUAGUAUAUAUAUUUAUUGUUCUCCGGUUUUUAUGAUAUUUUCAUUUCUUAUAUUUUGAUCAAUCAUUGAUUGUACAAUAAUACAAUUUCAAAUAAUAGUAACAAUUUUUUCCAGUCAUUCUUAAUUAAGGCUACAUUUUUGAAUAAUUUAUUAAGUUAUUGAGAGCACAAAUAUAUUCUAAAUCGAUCUUAUAUGCCAUAGAUAUAAGAUAACAACUGCUUUGCUAUCUAGUGUUUUUUUAAUUUUCAAAAAAGCCUACUUAAAGAACUUAUUUUAUUUUAAGAUUUUUGAGAAACAAUCAGAAAUCAACAACCCGAAGAAACUUUAUCACUAGUAUUAGUUUAAUGCUAGGUUAGAAAAUAAGUACAGGAGGUUCGAAUUUCUGAUUGUCAUAGAACGCUGUUGUGAAAACGAAGAAAGAAGUAAUACCCUAUCAGGCGAACGCGACAAAAGAGAUAUAAACAUUUCCAAACAUAGACAACACCUUUAACAGAUAUUUGCUAGAUAUUUGCACAAGAUACAUAACACAAGAACUCAAUAAAUCCAUAAAAGGGUUAGAUUUCGAAAGACAGUUUUAAAAUAAUUUUAUUUAUUAUUUUUAGUAUUUGUAACACUGUGCACUGUGUUAUUAUAUAUACUAUAUAUAUAUAUGGUGUAUACAUAUGCGAAAGUAAAUAAAAUGUGUAGAUUUGUAUAGAUUUUCGAGGUUUGUUGAAAAACCUGGCUUUAAACUGGCUAUACGAGUGUGUAUGCUGGCAUUACGAAUUUUAGAUUGUUUUAGUCAGAUUUGCUCGAAAGGAUGAGUAAUGUUGAGAAAGUAUGUUAGGGGUGUAUGGGUUAUUAAUGGCACUCACUAGUUAUUUCACAAAAAACUUAUUAUAGACUUUUUGAUCAUCUUAAAUAGGUCCUCGAACCUUGAAAUUGUACUGGUACCGUGAAAGAUACCGUAAAGUUAAGGAUGUGUUCUAUACGUACAAUGAUACAAGACUAUUACUUGUAUAACAUUGUUAAUGAAGCAAAAAAUACGAACAUCUAAUUUUUUCAGCACACAUCACCAUAUUAAAAUUAGAAAUAAAAGCUUAGUUUUUUAGGAUGUCAGUUAAUUACGACAUAAAUGUGUGAUAUACAGGUAUUAAAUGAUAUUCGCUAAAAAAUAAAUAGGAUGUAAAUAUUUCAAACGAAUACAGUAAUUAACGCAACGCUUAAGCGAUAUAAAUACAAAACUAGAAUUAGCUAACAUAAAAUGCUUGUGUUAAGCCUACUGAAGAAUGUUAAUCUUCUACUUACAUACUAUAUAUGUAUUUGCUGUAAAUAUUUUUAUGUAGCAAUACAAACGUUUUGGUUUAAGUUUCGUUUAGCCAAUAUGAACCCAUUAAGUUAAAAAAUGCCAACAAUCAACAAAGCUUCAUGUAUGGUAUUGUUAAAUAUUGUCAACUAUGCUGCUUUUAUUUUUGCAUUCAGUAGUAACAAUACACACUUAUAUAAAACACUGAGAAUUAAUACAUACAAGUAUGCAUAGUAUUUGUUUAAUUAGAAAUGUAAGUUGUAGGAGCAUUGAAAUAAGGUUUUUAAGUUUUUUUCUCUUUGAAUUUUUAUUACAAUUAAACUUUAUAAGAUUGUGUCGUGAGAAGAUAAGCAAAAAUUUGUCAUAAGUGUUUUCACUCGUAAUGUUAAAAUCAUGUGUUUGCUUUCAACAAUACUACUGAUGGUCAAAUUGAAAGGUGAAUUUUUAAUUUAUAUUUCGCGUGUUUUUCGAAUCGGUAAAUUUGUUUUUCUGUAAGUUGGUAGUACUGUAGUGGCAUCUAUUCUAAAUUUCACGUCAAAAAAAUUCCUUAGUACAUAUUUGAGAUACGCGUCGUUUUGUGAAGUUCUAAAAGUGAAUUCUUCGAUUUUUACUAUGUCUGAAUUCAUUGAACAAAGAAGUGCGAUAAUGCGAUGGAUCUCAUAGUGCAUUGGUUAUUCGUGAUCAUUUCGCCACAUUUUCAACUAAAAUCGUGCCGUGUAACUUCUGGCUAUUCAGCAAAUUCAUAUGACCACUCCGAGGACACCGUUUGGACUCAAUUGAGCUGAAAUCGAAGAAGGCUCUGAUGGCCAUCAUGACGGAGGACUUUUUCAAGUGCUAUGAUGACUGGAAAAUUCAUUGGCAUAAGUGUAUUGCAGCAGGAGGGGAUUACUUUGAAGGAGAUGAAAUGGACAAAAUUCAACUUUCAAUUUGAUCACAGUAGUAUAAAACUUUCCAGCGAUUUUGAUUUAUGAGAGAUCAAAAGACAAACAAAAAACACAUAAAAGUUUAUUUGUCAUUGACGAUUAAAGCUGGAAACACACUCUCUAGUAAUACAACCUUAUAUAAUUGAAUCAUGGUACUUUCUAAAGGACGUUAUAUGAGAAUAAAAGCUGUGCCACGAAAAUUAGGUUUUCAUUUUGAGUCAUGUUCUUUUCUUUAAAAAAUACUUAGCCUUCCAAAUAAAAUACUAUAUAGUUACUAAUAACUUAAAGAGGUUUUUUAAAUGCCUUACCGCAGGUGCGGGAAUUUAAAGACCUUUCAUGAGUGAAAAAUGUUUAUGCUCUUGCAACCAGUUGCUACAGGGUAUUAUAGUUACCACCUAAAACUAAGCGAGAUAGAUAUAAGGAUAUGUAUAUAUAAAUGAUUAGGGUGACGAAGAGUUGAAAUCCGGUUGAUUGUCAGUCUCUCCGUCCGUCCGUCAAGCUGAAACUUGAGUAAAAAUGAAGAUAUCUUGAAGAAACUUGGUAGGUGGGUUCCUUAGUACAAAAAAAAAUCGAGUUCGUAGAUGGGUAUUACCGGACCACUGCCACGCCCACAAAUCACCAUUAACCGAAAACAUAUAAAGUGCCAUAACUAAGGAAUAAAUUAAGCUAUGAAGCUCUAAUUUGGCACAGGGCAUCGCAGUAGUCAGGGGCACAUGUAGGCAAAUAUUUUUGAAAAAGUGGGCGUGGCCCCGCCCUCUAAUAAAUUUGUUCAUUAAACUCUCCUAAACCAAUAAAUCUACAAUAACCACACUCACCCGGCUCAAAUAUUAUAAAAACUCCUACCGACAGUGUGAAAAUGAAUGAAAUCGGAAGAUAACCGCUCACACUCCACAUAUAACGGUUUCGUUAAAAACUACUAAAAGCGCGAUAAAUCAAUAACUGAAUAAGCCAGAAACAUUAAAUUUUAACAGCCAGUUGUUAUGAGAGAGCUUUAUUGGAACCGGUAUAAAAAUUGAACCGUGGCACCGCCCACAUUUUGGUGAAACCUCGUUCGAUUUCGACAAAAUUUUGUACGUGAUAUUCUUUUCAUAUUACUAUGUCACAGGGCGAAAUCGGAGUACAACCUCACUCCAUAUAGCAAAAUUUCAGAUUCCACAAAUCAAGAAGAAAUUAAUAUAACGCGGUGAAACUUUGCAAGAAUAAUGCCGUUAGUGUAUGCCAUGUUAUGAUCAAAAUGGGUUGAAUCUGGCCAAUACUUUCCUUAACCCCCAUACACCUGAUAUAAAGAUUUUCGAACUUCCGGGAGACUCUGUACAGCAUAUAUCGGCCAAUAUGUGAGUUAUCCGAAUGAAAAUAUGAGAGCGUGUUUUAUUCAUAACAGUGUAUCUAGAUAAAUUUAAGCGGAAACUUGGCUUAGCCCCUAUAUAACUAACAUCAGGAUUUUCUAACAUCCGACUGACUUUACUCUAUAUUAUUGGUUAUAUACUAUAUAAAGUAUUUCCCUGGCUUUGGUUCUUGUAAGUUGAAAGAGUAUACAAUUUUCGGUUGCAUCCGAACUUAGCCCUUCCUUACUUGUUCAUAAUGUCUUUAUUAUUGAUUUGCUUGUAUUUUUAUCAAAUUUUUUAAAUCUAGCUUAUCUAAUUAAAUGCAUAUGUACGUUUUACUAUGUAUGUUGACACACAUGGAACAUGAGGUUGAUUUUAAUUGUGCAACUCAAUGCAUGUGCGUGUGUCUGUUCGUAUGUAUAUUGUGUCAUAUGAAUUAUUUUCAAUUGUACAUAUUUAUAAUGCCUAAAUGUAUUUUUAGAAGCAUUAUUUUAUCAGUGCAUAUAUUUAUUUAUGUCUGAAUGAAGUCAUGACAAAUAUUUUAUUAAUUUUAAAUUAGAUUUCGCAUUUAUAACGGUAGUUUAUAAUUUUAUUUUUAAUAUGACUUGCUCUCUUGCAAAAAUAUCCAAAAUGCGAUAUAUUUUUCAAAAUUGAGGCAGAAGUUGUCAAUUAAUUUUUCAUCAAACGUUCUCGAAAAACAAUUACAUUAUGACAAAAACAUUAUGCUGUAUGCU